UGUGAGGCCUGAAGCCCAUACUUUUUUUUUUUUUUUUUAAUUUUUUUAUUGCGGCACUGGGAGCUGUUCACUUUAAGAAAAAUGUUUCAAAAUUCCGAAUUCAAAAUUACUAGUGCAGCUCCCCCAGACUGGGCCGGAUGCUAGAGACUACAGAGAGCAGCGGUGGGCGCUCCCAGUCCCGGAGCCCUGCUUUUAGGGGCACGCGGGAUGUCCCGAGACCCCUUCUCUCUCGCCGGGGGGGCUCCGUUGUCUCUUGGAUUUAUUCGCGUCGCUGUGUUGUACCCUGAGUCAGCAGACCCAGCCAGCCAUGUUAGGUGUACUGCAAGCCCUGGAUACCUGAAAGCAAAUGAAAACGAUGUCCAGAAUCUAGCCACAAAUUUAUUUCCAUUAUUUGAGGCUUGAAUUAAGUCUAUUCUCUCCCCCCUCCUUUAGGGCUAAAUGUUUCCCUCAGAAUUGACCCACUGCUACUGGCAAGCCCCUAUUAAUCAAGACCCUGAUCAAGAACUUUGGAGCUUUGUCAAACAAGUUGGAGCUGGAGGGAGAUUAGUUCCUGUUCCAAGCCUCAGUGAAGCUGACAAGUACCAACCACUAAGUCUGGUGGUAAAAAAGAAGCGAUGCUUUCUGUUUCCUAGAUAUAAAUUUACUUCAACACCAUUUACACUGAAAGAUAUUCUCCUAGGAGACAGAGAAAUUUCUGCUGGUAUUUCUUCUUAUCAAUUACUGAAUUAUGAGGAUGAAUCAGAUGUUUCACUUUAUGGAAGACGAGGCAACCAUAUUGUGAAUGAUGUUGGGAUUAAUGUUACUGGAUCAGAUUCAAUUGCAGUAAAAGCUUCAUUUGGUAUAGUAACAAAACAUGAAGUGGAAGUAUCAACAUUACUCAAGGAAAUUACUACACGAAAAAUUAAUUUUGACCACAGCUUAAUACGUCAGUCACGGAACUGCAGAAAGGCGGUAUUGUGUGUGGUCAUGGAAAGCAUUCGCACCACGAGGCAGUGCUCUCUCUCUGUGCAUGCUGGAAUUCGUGGGGAAGCAAUGCGGUUUCAUUUUAUGGAUGAACAGAAUCCCAAGGGAAGGGAAAAAGCUAUUGUUUUUCCAGCACACACAACCAUAGCUUUCAGUGUUUUUGAACUCUUCAUUUACCUGGAUGGUGCCUUUGACCUUUGUGUAACUUCAGUGUCAAAAGGAGGAUUUGAAAGGGAAGAAAUGGCAACAUUUGCACUGCUCUACAGAUUAAGAAAUAUACUAUUUGAAAGAAAUAGAAGAGUGAUGGAUGCCAUUUCUCGUUCUCAGCUUUACUUAGAUGAUCUUUUUUCCGACUUCUAUGACAAACCCCUCAGUAUGACUGAUAUUUCACUCAAAGAAGGGACUCACAUCAGAGUAAACUUACUUAAUCACAACAUUCCCAAAGGGCCUUGCAUACUCUGUGGAAUGGGGAAGUAUAAGAGAGAGACAGUUUAUGGGUGCUUUCAGUGUUCUGUCAAUGGACAGAAGUAUGUGAGACUUCAUGCAGUUCCUUGCUUUGAUGUUUGGCACAAGAGAAUGAAAUAAAGUGCAAAUGAAUACCUUCGUGGUAUUUUACUUGCAUUUGUGCCACAAACCUUUCCAAAAGGAUCUAGGUUCACUUUGCUGAACUAAAAACAAACCAUUUUCAAUGGUUCUGUAGCAAAUUAAAAACAUACGCACUAUACUAUUUAUAUCAAAAUAAGAUUUAAAUAUAAAUUUCAGAAUAUAGAUGUUACUUCACAAAAUUUGCCCUUUAGAAACUUUUUUGGGAUUUAGUGUAAUUUUAGAAAACAACUUUUUACAUAAUUAAGAGAUUUUUCUGAAUAUCAAUUUUAAUUUUAAUCAGGCUUUAAUUCAACCCUGAAGGAUGACUUGAGUGCACAAGUUUCUUUAUGAUGUUUUUAACUAUUGCCCUAUGGCCUGGUAAAAUGAGAAAAAUGUGUUAAUCAUUUAAUGUAAUCCUAAAUGUUUAAUUGCAGUAUUGAAUUAAAAGCACACUGAGCUCAGCACGCGGUUCUGUGUACAUAGUUAAUAUAAUGGUCAAUAGUAGUAAUGGGUAGUAAUGGGUUGCCAUUGUGUGAUGUACAUAAGCAUGCUAGUUUUGUCUUCAUAAAACUCACUACUGUCAUUUUAAAAUUAAGGCAGAUAAGAAAUUUCUUUCCUUCUUUGAAAGUGUUUAAAACUCUUGUUAACAUAUUUAGUUCUGAAAAAAUUAUUUUCAUCUAUUUGGUAAGUCAUAUAAAUAUUUCAUACUCAGACAACUUAAGCUAAAUUAUUAAUCUAACUUACACCCUUAUUAAAGUAAUUGCAAAAAUAAUAAGACGUUAAAAUACUUAAACUGAAAAUGUAUAGUUACAGCACACUGUAAUGUAUAUGCUUAUGACAGCAUAAAGCAAUCAUGUAAAUGCACAGUAUGUGUACUCAAACACUGUACACUAUGUAUAGAAUGAUUAAAAUAUUUUACUUAUUUAAAUGUGAAUAUAGGCUUGGAGUAAAUCUCCCUAUUCACUUAACAUUAACUUCUACGAUUUUUAAAUCUAAGUUUAAAAACACUUGGUAUGAAAAAACAAUGGGACAGAAAAGUUAGCAUUAUGAACAGUUCAUAUUAUAGGAUCACUCCUGUAUAUUUUUUCUUUCGUUGUACUUUUAUUUUGCCUUAGUCACGGUAUACUAUUUAAAUGCAAAUAUAGUUAUACUGAUCAAAAAUGCACUAGUUAUGUUUUUUACAUGGCUAUAGAGAAAGGGGACAGUUCCCAAACCAAAAUAUAAGAAUACUGAGUUAUCAACUUUGUUUACGUCAAAUGAGCAGGUAUUUUUGAAGGAAGUAAAGAGAUGAAAGAGGUGAUGAUCAUGAAAGUGAGGUAUUACAAAAUUGGGGUACAGAAAUGAAGAAAUAUUGGGAUGGGAAGAAAGUAACAAAAGUGCUUUGUUUUUGAAGUGUCAAAUUCUGUACCAAUAUAUGCGGUAUCCACUAUUCUGAAUAACAGAAUUUCUGGCAGUAUAUAUAAAGAGGUUAAAAGAUGAAGAAUUAUUUGGAAAGAGCUAGUUUCAGAAAACAGACAAAACUCUACUUGUUUUGCAUUUAGUUGUUUUGAUUAGAAUUAUCUGUUGCCUGACCAUACUCUCCUACAUGUGGUCAGUAGGCAAAAUUCUUUCAUAUUCCAAAAAAAUGUGCCCUUUCUUUGGCACCAACUUGGUGUUCCACAGCAUCUCUCAUUCUUAAAAGUUGGACCAUGUCAUGAUUUGACCAUGACACAAUGCCACAGCACUGCAUGUUCUCAUCUGUAGCAAAAAUAAAUUUGACACAUUUAUUUAUCAAAAUUUGACAGCACACCAGUUUGACAUGAAUGAUGUAAAGUAGAAGUCACAUAGAAAGACAUACCUAAAGAAAGGUAACUGGAUAACUAAAAAAUUCCAUGGCAUCAAAUAUAAAACUACCAAGACAAAAAGGAGUGGUAGAUAUAAAGGCUCAGAGCAGGAAGAAGAGUAGCACAUAUGUAAUAAUGUCUGAAGGAGUACAAAACACAGAGUGGUAUAGAUUUUGUGCCUGUUACAAGAUAAGCACAAAGUCUUUGAUCUGUUCAAAUCUAUUUAAACAUUCCUCAAUGGAACAAAUUACCUAAGGCUUGCACCAAAUUACCUAUGGCUUGCAUCAAAAAGCACUGAGAAGGUUUAGGCUCUCUCUGGGACAGUGAUGUUCAACUAGUAUUUUUCUGUGUGCAUAGCAAAGGAAGACCCAUCAGUCCUAUGACUUUUAUACCCUAUUAUGAGUACUUUAUGAAAUGUGUAAGUAAAGGAAAUACUAGAUCCUGGGUCCCUAAUGAAUAUUUUAAAAAUAAUGGGACAUUUUAACAUUUAAAAUAUUGAAAUGGGCAAUUUACAUAUUUAUACAUACUGUUGAAGUUAGAAUUGUAAAGAACUUCAAGAUUUUGACAUAUAUGUCUCCUAUACCCUGAAGAAUGAAAAUUGCCCAGUGGAACACAGAGGUCUAUGAUUAUUUCAAGGUGCUGCAUAGAAUAAAGCAAUGGGAUACACAAUCAUAACUCCUUUCUUUAAAGUUAAAUUUGCAGAACAGCCUCUACCAAAAUUACAUGUAUUAAGGGGACCAAAAUAUCUUUCUUAUGGGGGAAAAAUAGAAAACCCAACUUUGAGAAAAAUGACUUUGUUUUAUGUAUAAAGUACUAUAAGUAGGUAAGAUGAUGUAGAAAUAAAAAUAUGCUAUAGUUCAUCAUGUUGAUAUACAUUGUAUUCCUUGAAAGAAAUGAAGCCAUCACCAUCAUGGUCAUUCUUCUUUAAAAUAUCUUCUAAAACUGCAUUCUGAUAUGACUUGUCAUGUGGCUUCUCAUCUUUUUCAAAUUCUCUUUCCAAAUAAUGAUUUAUCUGUAAUAAAACAGACCAAAAUAGUCCCAAAUAACAUUUCUGUAAUAAAAAGUUACUAUAAUAAAUUUUUGGCAAUUUUAACAAAUGUUUAUAUAAUGAAACCCAUAUCCAAGACUACUUAUAUAU
Messenger RNA from Choloepus didactylus (southern two-toed sloth), 4509 nucleotides. It is a transcript of the gene PJVK, whose product is annotated as pejvakin. Gene Ontology annotation, cellular component: cytoplasm. The record is from RefSeq and is a predicted model, not a curated record. Gene Ontology annotation, biological process: programmed cell death. Lineage: Eukaryota; Metazoa; Chordata; Mammalia; Pilosa; Megalonychidae. The coding region runs from base 439 to 1548 and encodes 369 amino acids. The transcript is spliced from 9 exons.